Cladophialophora yegresii CBS 114405 is the source of this 585-nucleotide messenger RNA. RefSeq lists its product as uncharacterized. The record is from RefSeq and is a predicted model, not a curated record. The transcript has a single exon. NCBI's taxonomy places the organism in Eukaryota, Fungi, Ascomycota, Eurotiomycetes, Chaetothyriales, Herpotrichiellaceae. Bases 1 to 585 code for a protein of 194 amino acids.
AUGCCUCCUGCAAAGGGAUCCAAGCGUAGCAGCGGUCCCUGGACUUCGUCUCGCGUCCUCAACUCAUCAUCGCCGAUCGUCACCAAAGACAUACACGCCUUUCUCGUCACCGCUUUCUCGGGUUGGAAUGAAGCCAGCGACACGUACACGGAGGCCGAGAAGCGCUUGCUGAUCGAUAGUCUCCCUUUAGCCUAUCGCAAAUGCGAGCCCGAUCACGAGGGCCGGCUGCAGUGCCCGCUUUCCACCGCAUUUGUGCUCGACGACCCCUACAUCAAGGCCGCGACGCAGCGAUUCAAGAACGACAUUGCCGACGGGUACUACGAGAAGACAUGGCAGAAUCAGGCCAGGAGAGCCAUGCAGGAGCGGCGAGAUGGCAAGUUUGAUGCUUUCCUUCAGGAGCAAGCGGAGGAGACCUUUGGCGAACCACGUCUUGGUGAACACAACGUCGCUGAAGGCUCGGGUGAUGCGGACAUGGAAUCGAGCGACGGCGAAUGGAAUGGGAAUCGGGGCAAGCCACAGCUCUUAGGACACGACAAGUGCAUAGUAGAAAAACCCCAGGUGCUGCGGCAGAAGCGAAAGAUCUAG